AUGUCCGCAGCUCCCGCCAGCAACGGCGUGUUCGUUGUCAUCCCGCCCAGCGAUGCCGGCAGCCUCCGCCCGCCUCCAGCCAUCCUGUCCAGUCCCUUGUGCCAGCCUCCCGGGGUGAUGCAGUUUGAGGAGCCGCCGCUGGGGGCACAGACCCCAAGGGCCACCCAGCCGCCCAACCUGCGGCCCACGGAGACGGAGACGUUCCUGACGGGAGAGCCCAAAGCUUUAGGGACCGUCCAGAUCCUCAUCGGCCUCAUCCACCUGGGCUUCGGCAGCGUGCUGCUCAUGGUGCGCCGCGGCCACGUGGUGCUCUUCAUCGAAGGCGGCGUCCCCUUCUGGGGAGGAGCCUGCUUCGUCAUCUCAGGGUCCCUCUCCGUGGCAGCCGAGAAGAACCACACCAGCUGCCUCAGGUGA
Prionailurus viverrinus (fishing cat) is the source of this 414-nucleotide messenger RNA. It is a transcript of the gene MS4A15, whose product is annotated as membrane spanning 4-domains A15. Gene Ontology annotation, biological process: cell surface receptor signaling pathway. Gene Ontology annotation, cellular component: plasma membrane. NCBI's taxonomy places the organism in Eukaryota, Metazoa, Chordata, Mammalia, Carnivora, Felidae. The record is from RefSeq and is a predicted model, not a curated record.